Aphidius gifuensis is the source of this 2895-nucleotide messenger RNA. Its product is annotated as ribosomal RNA processing protein 36 homolog. Gene Ontology annotation, biological process: maturation of SSU-rRNA from tricistronic rRNA transcript (SSU-rRNA, 5.8S rRNA, LSU-rRNA). The record is from RefSeq and is a predicted model, not a curated record. NCBI's taxonomy places the organism in Eukaryota, Metazoa, Arthropoda, Insecta, Hymenoptera, Braconidae. Gene Ontology annotation, cellular component: 90S preribosome; nucleolus. The transcript is spliced from 3 exons. Bases 101 to 808 code for a protein of 235 amino acids.
AUUACAUUGUAAAUUUUAAUAAGCCACACACAUUGUUGCUGUUGUUUACUCAAUUAAUUAUAAUUUAUUAUUGUUGAUUGUUUUAACAAAAUAAAUAAAAAUGAGCAGUGACGAGGGAGAAUCAUUAAUACCAGUUGAUGAAGAUCAAGAUGAUAUUAAAAAAGAGCUAUCACAAAUGAGUUUUGAAGAUUUACAAACAUUAAAAGAAAAAGUUGGAUCAAAAGUAUAUAAUGAAACAAUAUUUGGUAAAAAAAAAAUAUUAAAAAAUGAAUUUAAACGUGAGAAUAAAAAUCGUCCACGUGAAAUGUCAGCUAAAAAACAAGUACCAAGAAUAAUUGAAUCAUUCAAUAGUAUAAAAAAACCAAUUGAAACAAGAGAUCCACGUUUUGAUAGUCUUUGUGGUGAAUUUAAUGAAAAAGCAUUUAAAAAUGCAUAUAGUUUUUUAAAUGAUAUAAAACAAAAAGAUGUUGAAAAAUUAAAAAAAGAAUUAAAAAAUACAGAUGAUCCAAAACGUAUUAAAAAAAUUAAAUAUCUUAUUCAACGUCUUGAAAAUCAGUUGAGAGAAGAAACAAGAAAGAAAAAAAAAGAAGAAGCUAAAAUUAUUGAUAAACAAAAUAUUGUUGAUGCCUUGAAAAAAGGUGAAAAACCACAAUUCAAAAAAAAAUCUGAACAAAAAGUUCUUGAUCUUGUAUCUCAAUAUGAGGAAUUAAAAAGUACUGGAAAAUUGAAGAAACAUAUUAAUAGAUUGAAAAAAAAACGUGCUGGAAAUGAUAAAAAAAGAUUUGCCCAAGAUAAUGUACAAAUAUAAAAUAAAUAUUAAUAAUAAUAUUAACUUCAUCUAAAUUAUUAAUUAUGUAUUUUUUAUUUAACAUCAAAAGUAAGUGGACACUUCGGUUGGACAAUGUCUCGUAUUUUGUUUCAUUUGUUAUUAAUUUUUUUUUUUUUCUUUUUAUUUAUUUUUUUUUUAUAUUUUUAAAGUUUUUUUUUUCCUCCUUAAUGUAAUGUUUUUUUUAUAUAUAUUUAUUUUAUUCAUGUGUGAAAACAAAAAAACUUAUAUAUUAAUGCUAAUUUUUCAUACGAAAUAAAUUUUUAAAUCAGUUAAAUUACAGAUAGAAGUGGAUAAUUGCUGAGUGAGCACGUGUGUAUUCAUUUUUUUUUUUUUUUUAUUAGUAAAUCAUUAUUUAAAUAAUGAUAUUAUCUAUUGCGAGUUUAUAGUUUUUUAAAUUGAUAAAUAUAUUUUUUAUUAUCAAUUAAUUACUGGCGGUGUUUAAUCGUUAUCCUGCAAAAGCUCGCUAUUUUUUUACUUUUUUUAAAUCGUUGUGUUAUCAGUGUUACAUACGUGAUCGCUUAACGAAAAUAUCUAACGAAGGGAAUAUGGGACAAAAGAGCCACUAAUUAAAGAGAGUCACUGGGCAAUUUGCAUUUUUUUUUUUCAAAUACAUUUAAACCAGUUGUCUCUCUUGUUUAUUUAUUUUUUUUAAUUUAAAUUUUUUACUUUUUUGUGAGUCUCCAGUCACACACGAUUGGUAAUAUUUGUUUUUUUUUUUUCUAUUAUUUAAAAUAUUUACAAUAUUAAUAAAACAUUAUUUAAUUUGUUUCGUUUUUUUUUUUUUUUUUUUAAAGGUUUUAAUCAUUCAAUGAUUCUGUCGCGAAUGGCGGACUGAAUGGGAUUACAAAUAUUUUUUUUAUUCUUCAAUUUAUUUAAUUUUUCAUCAAUCAAUUUUUAUCACUUUAAGCGACAUGUCCAAAAAAUAGUCAACCACAUUAUUUAUAAUUAUUAUUAUUUUGUUUUUUUUUUUUAUUUCAAAUUUUUUUUUCUUUUAAAUCGACAAUCAUUCUUUCACAUUCGCAAAAUUUUACAAAUUAUAUUUUAUCACUCUUUCUUCCAUCAUUCGAAUAAUUAUUUAUAAUUUUUUUUUUUAAAUGAUUUUUUCUGUUAAACAGAUAAGAGUUUUUUUUUAAUUUUAAAAAAUAAUACAUAUUGUAGAAAUGAAAAAAUUAUUUAUAACAAAAUUUACGAAUUAAUUAAUGUUUUUUUUUUGAUUUUUUUUUUACUUUUUUUAAAUUAAAAAUUUCCCACUCAUUCCGCCGAAAAUGCGUGGUCUUAGACCGAAUCCGAUCACACAUAAUCCAUCAAUGUAAUUAUUAAUUUUUAAAAUUUUUUUUUUAUUCAUGCACAUUGUUUUAUUUAAUGAUAAUCGUGCUUGAUGUCUUUUUCAAUAUCUUAUAUGUAGUUUGUUUUUUUCUUUAUUUUUUUUUUUUGUUUUUUUUUUCUUCAACAACACGAGCUAAGCUAACCAUAUAUAAUAAUUACAUCUAUUAAUAUCUUAUUGUAACAUGGAUUAUAAUAAUCGUUAAAUUUAUUGUUAAUUAAUAUUUAAAUUAUUAGCCUAAAGUGAGGCGGCGCACGACGGCAAAGCAUUUUUUUUUUUAAUUUAAUUUUAUAUGUUUAAUUAAUUUUUUAAAUUUGUUUGUUGGGUUUCUACUACCCCGGCACAUAACACCCUGCUAUCAACUCUCAAACCCCUAAUUUUUUAAAAUUAUUAUUCGAAAAUUAAAUACCCAUUGUUUAUUAAAUUUUUAAAAUAUUUCAGCUUUUUUUUUUUUUUUUUGUACAUUUUAAAUUAAUCAAAUUAUAAUUUAAUUAUAUGGUCUUGCGAUUUUUUUUUUUCUUUUGAUUGUUUACCAGCAAAGGAUAAUAAUUUUAAUUUUUUUUAUAAAAUAAUUAUACAAACGUGCAUGAAAUUAAAAUGAAAAAAGCAAAAUAAUGAUUAAAUUUUUUUUUUUUUAUUAUUCUUAAUGAGAAAAAGAGUGUGUCAAGUAUUUUAGUGUAUAGGUCAAAUUUUAUGAACACUUUGGGCGAUUAUUCGGGACCGAAUUGCCAGGUUUUUUUUU